Messenger RNA from Syngnathoides biaculeatus (alligator pipefish), 1190 nucleotides. Its product is annotated as insulin-like growth factor-binding protein 5. The transcript has 5 exons. Gene Ontology annotation, biological process: regulation of insulin-like growth factor receptor signaling pathway. Bases 239 to 937 code for a protein of 232 amino acids. Lineage: Eukaryota; Metazoa; Chordata; Actinopteri; Syngnathiformes; Syngnathidae. Gene Ontology annotation, molecular function: insulin-like growth factor I binding; insulin-like growth factor II binding. Gene Ontology annotation, cellular component: extracellular region. The record is from RefSeq and is a predicted model, not a curated record.
GACUACGAAGCUCAAGUGUAAACGACUGCAGAGCGAGACCUUCAAACUCCGCGUGUUGCACAAAACUCUCGUGACGUAAGGUGAAAAUCUGCAAGCCGGCAAUUUUUAAGGACAUUGCCGAAGGCGUCGUGUCAAUCAUUAACGUUCGCCGGAGGCCCGACGCGUGCAUAAAUACGGCGGCGCGGGAGACGACGACAGGAAAAGUGCAAAGAGUUAACGUGUGGAUUUACACGAGAAGAUGAUGCUGAUGACCCUGGCGGUUUUGGUGGCGACGGCGAGCUCGUCGCCGGUGGCGGGACCCGAGCCCAUCCGCUGCGCCCCCUGCACCCAGGAGGCGCUGAGCGAGUGUCCCGCCGUCCCGGCCGGCUGCGGCCAGGUUCUGAGGGAGCCGAGCUGCGGCUGCUGCAUGGCCUGCGCCCUGGAGAGGGGGAGCGCCUGCGGGGUCCACACGGCCCACUGCGCCCGCGGCCUGCGAUGCCUGCCCAGGCCCGGCGAGGCCAGGCCUCUCCACGCCCUCACCCGGGGCCAGGGGGUCUGCACCGAAGACAAAGAGGAUGCCGGAGGCGACCCGGACCACGGCUCGCUGCAGUACAUGCUGGGCUUGCCCGGCCAAGACGCCGCCGACGCCCGCGACAGCAUCAAGGCCAAAGUCAACGCCAUCCGGAACCGGCUGGUGCAGCAGGGUCCUUGCCACAUUGCGCUUGACGCCGCCCUAGACGCCAUCGCCAGCUCCCAGCAGAGUCUCGGCGAGAAGUUCACCACUUUCUACCUCCCCAACUGCGACAGGCACGGCUUCUACAAGGCCAAGCAGUGCGAGUCGUCCCUGACGGGCCCUCCCGCCCGCUGCUGGUGCGUGUCGGCCUGGAACGGCAAGAUCAUCCCGGGGGCCGGCGACAUCCCCGGCGACUCCGAGUGCCACCAGGAGGUCACGCACUGAAGCGAGGAAACCGAUCCGCGAGCACCCGCAAGAGGACUCCCCCCCCCCCCCCCCUUUUCCCUUCACGGAGCCAAAUUGUAAAUUAUUUUAUUUAUUCACGACACGUCUUUUUUUUUUUGUGUUUGUCUCAAUGCCCCCCCCCCCUCCUCCCUCUUCAAUUGUAAAUAGGGCAACACUGUAUACAUUUGUAUUUCUGACUAAAUAACUCCAUUCCUCAAGAACCGCAGCUCUGCAAGCCCCAUUUCAGGGACCU